This is a messenger RNA of Plasmopara halstedii, 1536 nucleotides long. RefSeq names its product Disrupter of silencing SAS10. NCBI's taxonomy places the organism in Eukaryota, Oomycota, Peronosporomycetes, Peronosporales, Peronosporaceae. The record is from RefSeq and is a predicted model, not a curated record. Bases 1 to 1536 code for a protein of 511 amino acids. Gene Ontology annotation, biological process: maturation of SSU-rRNA from tricistronic rRNA transcript (SSU-rRNA, 5.8S rRNA, LSU-rRNA). Gene Ontology annotation, cellular component: small-subunit processome; nucleolus. The transcript has a single exon.
AUGGGGCGUAAGGCGAGGCACAAGUCUCGCACAGGUGAUGGUGGUGCGGAAGUGCGUUUGCGUAAAAGGCAACUUAAGGAAGCACAACAAUCGCAUAAGGAAGCAGAGCUGACAUUCUAUGACGAUCCAUCAGAAAAUGAAAGCAAUUGCGAACGGAUCGAGUCUGAGGAUGAUGAACUGGCAGGUGAAGAAGUGCUGGAACUUGGUGCUGACGAGAAUGACGACGAAGAAGAUGAUGAAGAUGACGUUGAUAUGGAUGGAGAUGACGAUAAUACGUUUGAUGCGGACGCUGAGCGUAAGAAAGCGAUUGAACUAGAGGGUAAGUGGGGCAAAAAGCGCAAAACAUUUUACUCAGCCGACACGGCAGAGUAUGAGCUUGAAUCGGACGAGGAGAUUGCUCAGGAUGAAGAAGAUGCUGCACUUGAGCUGCAACGCAAGCAGGCAGAGAUGAUGGACGAUGAGGAUUUUGGGAUCGAUGGACCUGAAGCUGAUGAAGAUGUGGAGGGGGAAGAAGAAGAAGAUAACAACGAAAUACCUGUUGAUGACGAAGAUCUGGUUAAAGCACAACUUGCUGAUAUAGCUCAAGUUGCUGACAAUGGUAUUGGUGGUGUCGAAACUAUAGAACAAGUCCCGAAGGACUUUUCCAAAAUGACUAAGAAAGACAAGCUUGAAAUUGUCAAUAAUUCGGCGCCGGAGCUGCUGGGCUUAUUAGCAGAACUGGAAUCAUCUACAAAAGAGUUAGAGGAAGUGGUGACACCGGCAGUGGUUAAAUUACGACCUGUACGUCGAAAAUCUCACCAACUGCAAAUGGGUUUACGAUAUUUAAUGACUCGUCAGAAUCUUUUGCUGAACUACUCAACCAACAUUUCCUUUUACCUUUUACUACGUGCUGAAGGAAAAAGCGUGGCCGACCACCCAGUACUUAUGCAUCUGCUGUUGAUAAAAAAACAGCUCAAUAAGCUUCAGUCAAUAAAUGAGAUAAUGGAUGGCCAGUUACAGGAUCUACUCACAAAAGAGUUGCCUGCUGCGGAACGGGAGCCAAAACUUAACGACGGACUUAACAAGUUCUCUGCCACGUCGACAAUCAAGCGCGGCGGCAAUGGUGCAAACAAUUUGGCAAAUCAUUCAAGACUGCAGAAAAAGUCGAUUGAUGUAUCAAUUGAUGAGCUUGCGGAGGCGGAACGAUUUUACAAACAGACUGAACAAGAUCAUGCGAUGCUUAAAAAGGCUAAGAAGGAGCUGUACACACACGAAAACCCAUCAGAGUUAUUGUCAAGCGACGAAGACAAUGUCUCGGAUGGUGAGGGUGCCAAACGUGGUGCAUCGUACCAGAUUAUGAAGAACAAGGGUCUGAAGGCUCACAAGAGUAAGUUAAACCGCAAUCCACGUGUGAAGAAACGGAUGCAAUACCGCAAGGCUAUUAUUCGACGGAAGGGCCAGGUACGGGACGUGCGCGUUGGUGAGGCUAGUAAGUAUGGAGGCGAAUCCACUGGUAUCAAGGCUAAUUUGUCUCGCAGUCGCAAGAUCCGCAAUUAG